AUUUAGGGACGGGGGAGUAUGUUUUAUUCCUAUUAAUUUUUGAUUCAAAUUCCACUUCCUUUCUGCACAUCUGCGAUGAUCUUGAUGAAAAUUUUUUGCUCUGUUGGUUUACAGAGAUCAAUCGCAGAAGGAGCUCAUGAUGAUUUUGAAGAACUUAAGUUUUUUUUUUACCAAUUUUUUUUAUUUCUUAUGGACUCAUCUGUGCUGCUUUACACUGAUGUAUUGCCUAAUUUGUGAUUUCCUGAAGUUUCUCGCAGUGCUCAAUGAAUUUGUCUCCUAAAGUGUAACUUUUCUUUUGGAAAAUUGCAGAUUUAGCUAUUGAUCCUAAGCUCAGUGGUUCCCUCUCACUUAUUGUGCAGAGCUCAAUACUCAAGGAGCUCGGGGCUGAAUUGUGGCACCUUACAAGUGAGCCAAUCCAGACAGACUGUACUAAAAUUGUUUAUCUCGUUCGAGCUCAGCUUGGCUUGAUGAAGAGUAUUUGCUCAGCCAUUCAUAAUGAUGCUUCCAAGGGGAUUCAAAGAGACUAUUUUUUGUAUUUUGUUCCUCGCCGUGCAGUUGUAUGUGAGAAGGUACUAGAGGAAGAGAAAGUCCAUCACUUAUUGACGAUAGGCGAGUAUCCCUUGUAUCUACUUCCUCUGGAUGAAGAUGUUUUGUCUUUUGAACUCGAUACGGCAUACAGAGAAUUCACAGUUGAUGGAGACACAACCUCUCUUUGGCAUACAGCAAAAGCCAUUCACAAGCUCGAGGUUGUUGUGCCAGAUAUUAACACUCUCAUCCUCAUUGACAGAGAGGUGGACAUGGUUACACCUAUGUGUUCCCAGUUAACAUAUGAAGGGCUAAUGGAUGAGUUUCUUGGUAUCAAUAAUGGUGCGGUGGAGGUAGAUUCUUCUAUAAUGGGUGCCCAGCAAGAGGGGAAGAAAAUGAAGGUUCCUCUAAAUUCUAGUGACAAACUAUUCAAAGAGAUACGGGAUCAGAACUUCGAAGUUGUUGGUCAGGUUUUACGUCAAAGAGCAACAGCUAUGAAACAAGAUUACAAUGAGAUGCAAACAACUAACCAAACUGUUUCUGAAUUGAAAGACUUCGUUAAAAAACUCAACUCAUUGCCUGAAAUGACAAGGCAUAUACAUCUUGCUCAGCAUUUGAAUAAAUUUACAUCUAAACCUUCAUUUCUUGGGCGGCUAGAUAUGGAACAUACUAUUGUGGAGUCCGAAAGUUACGAUAUAUGCUUCGAGUACAUUGAAGAGAUGAUCCAUAAACAGGAACCUCUUGUCAAUGUUCUACACAUUCUCAUAUUAUUCUCGAUCACAAAUUCUGGAUUACCAAAAAAGAAUUAUGACUACUUAAGGCGAGAGCUACUUCACAGCUAUGGUUUUGAGCACAUUGCUACAUUAAACAAUUUGGAAAAGACGGGAUUGUUCAGGAAGCAGGAGUCAAAAAGCAACUGGAUAACAAUUAAACGUGCUCUUCAGCUUAUUGUUGAGGAUACUGACGCUGCCAACCCCAGAGAUAUUUCCUAUGUCUUUUCUGGAUAUGCACCUCUCAGCAUUCGCCUGAUUCAGCAUGCCAUCCGAUCUGGGUGGCGUCCCAUUGAAGAAAUAUUAAGAUUGCUGCCAGGGCCCCAUUCAGAUUGCAAGAGGAGUGGGUUUGCAAGCAAUCCGUCCUUUGACAGUCUGCCAGGGUCCAUAGAUUACUCUAACAAAAUAUGUGAUGGAAGGCGGUCCUUGGUGCUUGUUGUUUUUAUUGGCGGGGUGACCUUUGCCGAGAUUCAUGCUCUUCGAUUCCUGAGUUCCCAGGAGGGGAUGCCAUAUGAUUUGAUUGUAUUGACUACAAAAAUAGUUAAUGGGCACACAUUGACAGAAACAUUCAUGCAGAAACUGGGCUAACUGGUAAAUAUCUACUCCCCCCUAACAGCCAUGAAAGAAGAGACUUUUCUUUGUUGUUUGAUGACAUUGUUCUGUACUUCCUCCGUCUCAUUUUAAGUGUCCUAUGUUCGACUGAAGUUAUUUUCAAAUUAAUUUAUAUGAAAAUUGGGGUAAAAUUAAAAAAAAAUAAACUUUAUAUAUUUAAAAACUACUCCGUAUAUCAAAAGAUCUACAAAAUAAAAGGUGGCAUGCCUGUAUUAUUUUAUCAUUUGAGUAACAAAAAACAAGUAAAGAAAGUGAUUAAAGUUUGACUUUGUGAAUAGUAUAGAAACAACUUAAAUUUGAUGGAGGGAGUAUGAGUUUGCUUGCAACCAUAUUGUUUGGAGUGUGAUUGACUUUAAAAGGUAGGGUUGGUUUAUGU
This is a messenger RNA of Cuscuta campestris, 2283 nucleotides long. Lineage: Eukaryota; Viridiplantae; Streptophyta; Magnoliopsida; Solanales; Convolvulaceae. The record is from the annotation of a GenBank genome assembly.